GGGGGGAGGGGCGGAGGGAGGUUCUGAGUAGAAACAGAGCGUCCAAUGUUUCAUAUUACACUCCUCAGCUGGAGGAGAAAAAAAGAAGAAGAGGAGGAGGAGGAAACCUGGGGCUUCUUUUCUUCAGAGGCAUUUAACUGGGAGUUUAUGGAGGCUGCAGAAGUGGAAAAUGAAGAUCUCCUCUGUGGUCUUCGCUCUCCUGACUCGAGCACUGCUUGGAGAUUUGUGUUUGGCCAUCAACGUCACCAUCAUCCCUUCCCCCUUCACGGUGGCACAGGAGGGUGAAAACAUCACACUCUCCUGUGUCGUAUCCCAGCGGCGCCGCAACGCUGCUUUACCAGUGGUGAAAUGGACCUUUCUGCCAGAGGGCACGGACCGGCCUGAAGACGAGCUCCUCAUCGCCCGCGUCAACAUGAGGAAAGCCCGUUUCUAUGGCAACUACACAAAAAGUUUCACAUGGCCCAAACUGAAGCUGACGGUGGUGAAGCAGGGGAAGAUAUUUGACCUGGACAUCUUGAACGUGUCCGAGGGGGACCGGGGGCUCUACAUGUGCCGGGUGCAGGAGUUUAAAAAGCACCAGGACCGCUGGAAAGCCUCGACGAACUGCACCGCCGCUACUGAGCUCAGAGUGCACGUCCUACCGACCACCAAGGCCAAAGAGAGCCUGUGGAGCUUGUUUGAAGAUGUGUACCUGUGUGCAGUGCUGAUCUGCUCAGUGGGUUUGCUGUGUAUGUGCAUGUUCACGGUGACCGUAACCUGCCAGUUCAUACAGAGGAAGCAGAGGUUAAAAGAUAAUUACCUCUUGGUCAAAAGCCAUCAGAACAGCUCAGGAGAGACCGUCACCAGUAUGGUCAAUGUGUCUCCUGCUCUGCCUAAGAAGGAGAGGAGGUACAGGAAGAAAAGGAGCAGAGAUUACCAAGAGGAGAUACCACCAGAGAUACCAGCAAAAGCUCCCAUUGGAGACAAAACACGGAAACCCAAACUUUUAAAACCACAACCAAGGAAAAUAGUGUUGCCGAAGAUAGUGGAGGAGAAUCUGACCUACGCAGAGCUGGAUCUGGUGAGGCCAAUUCCGGAAACCAAGGCGUCAUGUAGCGGCACCGUGUACGCUCAGAUACUGUUUGAGGAGCAGCAGCUAUGAGAGGAACACACCACUAGUAACUGUGCCUUAUGUAAAAAGUAUUGUCUAUUUAUAGUCUGUAUUAUUUUGUAUUCAAAUGGUUUGAGAAGGGCAACAUGUGUAGUGUCUCACAAUUAUGACACAAUUGUACAUAUGAUUUUAUAUGUUAUUUGAUAUAACUUCCUUUUAUAAUGCAAAAGGGAAUGUUUUGUGGACUGGAGUAUUUCAUUUAGAUUUUUUGCACCCACGUUUGAAUCCUGUGUAGCUUAAACUGGGAACACAAUAGAAGACUAGAACUGAUUUAGACCAGAUGUGUCCAUCGUGACAAUUGGAGGGGAGAUUGGAGAAUUUGCAGGCUGAUUAGAGCCCUCCCAUCAAACAGGUUGCAACCCGAUAUCAGCAGGUUUAAGUCCUGUGGUGUGUGGUUAUUACACCCAUUGAGAGUCAAUUUUACUCUAGGGUGAGUUGAUGGGAGAUAUUGCUUUGCUACCAUCUAAUGAGAGUAAUGUUGCCAUUUCUUUAUGGUCUAUUUAAAAGAAAUAAUUAGACAUUUUGGGGAAUGCUUAUCUGCUUUCGUGCCAAGGGUUAGAUAAGGCAAUUUAUAUCGCUUUCAUGUUGGUGCGUCAAGUAUGGAGCUAGAACCAAGAGGUGAUUAGCUUAGCUUAGCAUAAAGAGUGGAGGCUUGGGAAAACGGCUAGCCUGGGACUGGCUAGCUGGCUAACAUGACUAACAUGACUUUCUUAAUUAUUACGUGCUGUAACUGUUUAUUGACAAACUGCUCCCAGUUGUUGUUUGCUAUUAGGGGUGGAGCCAAAUCCCUUCCCUGAGGUGAACAUUUUUCAUCCUCAACAUUUAUUGUGUUAUGGUUUCAGAAUGAUGCAGACAGUUCGAGAACAAUUACAUACGAAAUAGGAUGCAGGCUCCCCGGGCUAGGGCCCCCGGACCUCCGAGGUUUGGGCUGAGCCCCAAAUGUUUACAAUGCCUAGCUUCGCCCCUGUUUGCCAUUAAAAGAAAUGUACGUACGCAACUCCCUGUAAACCCACAAAUUGUUGUGUUUACAUUUAUGUAUGUGUAUGGAUAAAACAAAUGUUAGUUAGGAGAAAAUGAGGCUAGCUGUUUAGCCCAUCUUGCAGUCUUCGGGACUUUCCCAAGCUAAGCUAUAGUCGCCUCCCGGCCCUUGCUUCAUGCUUAAUGUACAGGCAUGAUAUGGCUCUUCUCAUCUAAGCUACAGUUUUUCCCAAAAAUGUCUAACUAUUCCUUUAAAUUCAUAAAUGCACCUUAUUUUAGAGACAUUUAAAAAAAGAAAAUACAAAAAGGCUCAAUGUGUAUGCAACAAAAUGUCAAGCGAUAUACUGUAUAUUGGUUCCUUUAACUUUCUUAAGUCUUUGACAUUGCCUAAGUAAGCCAGUUAAACUCACUUACACAGUGAAUUAUGGGAAACCCCAUCAACAGAUUUAUGAAGGAGAGACAAAGUAAGUUCAAGACAUCCGUUUAUAUGUAUAGGAAGCAAUGCCUUUUCAAAUGUGAUUUACUUCUAGUGUGUUCCCAGCAUUAUCUGCCUCACAUCUGUGUUCAGUGUGUUUCUGUGUGUCCGACUGCAAUUUAUAAUGACCACAACUCCACAGAGUUGAUAUGAAAGUAGCAAUUAGCCCCCCGACAUCCCCCCCAUAGGCAAGUACGUGAGAGCAUGUGAGCCCUUUCAUCUGGUGCCAACAUCAACUUAACAGGCUGUUAGCGACACACACACAACCAUAUACUGUAUAGGGUGGAGUUACAUGUCGGCUAAACACCCUCGUAGGCUUAAAAUUAAGGCACAUACUAUAAAUCCAAAUGGCUGCAAACAAUUGGGACACCUGAUCUACAAACAGGGACAAACCAGUGUUUGAACUAUGUCACAUUAAUAUAAGUCAUACUUCAAAUCUUAAGGCAAUUUUGCUGUUUGAGAUGAGAUAAGAGCCAGGAGCCAUAUCGGCUGUGAUCCCAAAUACCUUCGUACGGUCUCCUUGCUUUCUCACUUUUCCGUGAAUCCGAGUGUGAAAGUGCUUAGGCCUCUUUUUCCAUUUAAUGAUCCUCUGGAUUCAGGAGUGGAAAAGCAAAGGAGAGUUUUUUUAAACAGUGAACUUGAAACCCAGACACAAAGGCACCGGAUCCCUCCCUUCCCCCAAGACUUCCACUAUCUUAUGUGAAGUUAUCCGUGCAGAUGGAGCCCUUCACAAAUACAAGUCUCACUUUCCGCUGCAUGCCUGCUGAAGUCCAUAUUUGGCCCCGUUUUCGUCAAACGUUAGCUAAACCAGCUACUUAUCGGCUAAUCAGUAGUUCGAGAGUAGGCUAUGUAGUCACUUGAGUAAAAUGAUUUGACUCUUCUGCAAAUUGAAUAUUAUUUGUGGUAUUUAGAGUUAUGUAGUAAACUAUGUAGCAAGGUUAGCCGCUUACAUAGCUAACUAUUAGCUAGCUAAUAGCUGAUAUAGGCUUCACGUGACAUUUAUUGGAUUGGUGUAGUGAAAGAGUCUCAAACAGACAGAUGUUAUCUAUGUCUGUUUGAAAAUGCUGAGAAAGUCAAAUGUAUGUUGUACCUUCAAUCAGCAGUUAAGCUGACUUCCAAUAUGGCUGCCAGCCAGGUGACACUUAAAAACCCAACAAAUACAGUACAAGACCGCAAAUUUAUAACCCAUUUUAACAGCAAGGUUGGUGGUUGUGGACUUGGACAUUCUCUGUUCCCCUGCCUAUAUAUUACAUUUAAAUUCAAACCACUAUCAACCUCCAUUUGUGACCAUUCCAAUUUUCCACUGUUCUCUUUAUGUAGCCGAUGUAUUUCAGUUGCACAGUGUGUAUUAUCCAUAUAGCCUACUGUAUAAAAUGAGUGAAAGUGACCUUUCAGUGGCGGGCAGAAGUGUCUUAAAAAUGCCCUUAGACUGUGAAAUGUAAAGUUCCUUCCAGACCACAUUGUCCUUAAUGGGAGUCCACUAACUAGAACCAUGUGUGUGAAUUGUGCCUCCCCCUCUCUCCUUUCCUUUUCCCUGCCCACCACUGACCUCUGCAUUCAUCAACAUUCCAGCAUUUUCUUCUCUUGUUCGUUUUGUACCUUUCAUCUGUACAGUAGUGUGUAUCAGUAAGUGGAAUAAAUAUAAAAGUGGAUGUGA
Molecule: messenger RNA, 4260 nt
Organism: Sebastes umbrosus (honeycomb rockfish)
Lineage: Eukaryota; Metazoa; Chordata; Actinopteri; Perciformes; Sebastidae
Gene: vstm4b
Product: V-set and transmembrane domain containing 4b
Exons: 8
Coding region: 170-1141 (323 amino acids)
Source: RefSeq, a predicted model, not a curated record